ACGCGCAGUGCGCUGCACGAGUGAUUUAAGAAAAGUUUUCAGUCAGUGAAGGUAGUACCGCUGAAAUAAAGAUGCCGGGGUACAAAUGGGUUAGGUACACGGGUGCUCGUUACUUCGUACCAGGAAUGAUCUCAGUCGGUAGGGACUUGGAUGGCAUGAAUCUCGUUGUCGGACGUGCUGUGCACCAGGGCGACACGCUUCCUGCAAAGGUGAAACCGGAACAUGGCGUGGCUUAUGUUUGUCACAAUGGCGUUGAGCAUAUAAAACACAACUUCGAGAUUUUAAUGCCCUCGGAGUUUAAGUGGAUCCACUCAGCAAAUGGUCAUGUCCCCCCACAUGCUGUCGAGGCCGGAACCACGUUGGAAGGAGAGAUGCUUUACGUUGGUCGUGCUUACCAAAACAAUAUACCUUGCGUGGGAAAGGUACACAGAAGUCACGGAGUAUUGUACAUACCUUACGAAGGUAGAGAAGUCCCAGUUAGGGAAUACGAGGUGCUCGUGCAAUGCUAAUUAAUAAACGUAAUGCAGUAAGUUCGAAACUGACUUGAGACUUGAUUAAAAUUUCUUCAAAUUGUAGAAUUUCAACAUGAAUGCGUCUAAAUAAACAUUAACAUUCGAACACAUCUACGUUACAAAGCUAUUCUUAUCUGAUAUAUUAACACACUUUACUUCACACA
This is a messenger RNA of Habropoda laboriosa, 676 nucleotides long. RefSeq lists its product as uncharacterized. The transcript has 4 exons. Bases 72 to 509 code for a protein of 145 amino acids. The record is from RefSeq and is a predicted model, not a curated record. Lineage: Eukaryota; Metazoa; Arthropoda; Insecta; Hymenoptera; Apidae.